AUGGCCGUCACUCAACUUUCUGACUCUGAAUUCCCCUACUCUUUAACCAUCUCCCUCCCGUUGCCGACCCACCGUCUCGCAUUGUCUGCUCUACAAACCCUCGAAGUCGACGCUGAAUUGUCACCAUUCGUACGACGCACCUUCGCCCUCGCAGCUCUCACUCCGAACGCCUCCGCCGAGCCCCAGGAGAAGAAACAGAAACAAGAACCCGAAGAGUCCAAUACUGUUCUGCAGACCACAUACCGCGCCACAACAAACCGUAUGCUUCGUGUUGCCGUCAAUGGAUUCAUGGAGAGUAUCGGUGUUGUCCUUGGCGUGAUGGCAGAGCUGGAUGUUGAUGUGCUUAAGGCCGAAAGGGAAGGAUGA
This is a messenger RNA of Penicillium waksmanii, 366 nucleotides long. Its product is annotated as CTAG/PCC1 family protein. Gene Ontology annotation, cellular component: EKC/KEOPS complex. NCBI's taxonomy places the organism in Eukaryota, Fungi, Ascomycota, Eurotiomycetes, Eurotiales, Aspergillaceae. The transcript has 2 exons. Bases 1 to 366 code for a protein of 121 amino acids. The record is from RefSeq and is a predicted model, not a curated record.